CGACUAUCAUGAAGAUACCUUAACUAAUAAUACUAUCUUUGAUAUCUUAUCUUUGGGACGUGUUUGUUCAAUAUUUAAAUUGGAAAAAAUUUAUUGGACUUCGAUAUUGUAAGAUUACUUGCAGCUGAAGAUAUUACCAAUGGCUCACUUCAUUAUAUAGUACAAUUCAGUAACGUUAGGUGAGUGAUUUUAAAACUUUUAGUAAAUAAAUAGUGCUAAUUCGUACUAAACAUAUAUUAUAUUAUCAUUCAUAUGGACUAAAACCAAUACAUAUUUGUUUAUUAAGCGAAGAUAGAGUUGUCCUUGAUUGGCAAUUUCUAAGAAAAUGGUAGUUACAGCUCGUCACUGUAUAUGAUUGAAAAUUACGUUUAGGCUUUUAUUGAGAUGGAGUGGAUCGUGCUGGCUAUACUGCUUGUUACAUUAUUUGUUUGCCCAAUAUGGUUUUAUCUUUGGCUGAAUAAACUCUUAAAGAGACAAUGGAUUGAAGAAUAUAGUCACUACUCGGUACCAGAUUUUCAUUUUACAUUGAAACGCUGGUGGGCUAGUUUAUGUAUUGCUAGAAAAAAGUCAAAGCAGGAUGCUUUGUCAAAGAUGAACAAGGAAUACAUAUAUGACAAGAAGCUUCCUGAUAAUUUAGAAGAUCUUCAAGUUCUUCAUGAAGAGGAUAGCUCAGACUCUUUCUUGUUCUAUGCUACGGAUCAAAAAAGAAAUUCUCUUUUCUUGAAAUUGACAAGGAGAAGACACAGAAUUUCAGAAUUGUGGCUACAACUGAUACUAGCUGAUGGUCGAAUUUAUCAGUUACCAAAUCAUCCCGAUACUGUGAUUAGUAAUAAUGUAAGUAAAAAAUGGUGUUGUGCUGGUCUAAAGAUUGUUUCAUUAGAGUCUUGGAGAAGAUGGAGAAUUACUUUCAAUGGUCUCAUGAGGAAUGGAAUUCGACGUAACGUCAAUGACAAUAUGGGAAAAAUUGAACAUAUUCGAUUUAACUUCAUAUUUAUUGCUGGCUCCAAACCUUCUUUUUGGCCUGAUGACUGGAGUACUAGUUUGCAAGCUGACGCACUCGCCAGGGAACCGUGGAAAAAUCCUGAAUGGAUACAUAUGAUUUGUGUAGGCUCUGGCGGAUUCGACCAAUGGGGUUCUCUAGUCGGUCAUGUUACUUUUGAAGAUUCUACCCAAACAGAAUUAUAUUUGCAUGGCUUACGGCAAAGACGAUGGGGUAAACACAAGGCCGCACGUUUUCAUAGGACAGUUAGUUUCUUUGGAAUAACUAGAACUGGUAUUAGCUUUUGUUUUGGAGGAAACAGUUUCAAAACUGGUCUGACACAUCUACAAUUUGGUCAUAUUAAGAACGCCAUUGGUUUGUUCAACCAAAUAGAUUGGAUGGAUUUUAACUUACCAGACUUUGCCGAAGACAGAGAUAAUAUUCCUACAAAAUACACCAUCAAUUUUCGAGCCGGAGGUAAAAAGUAUAAAACUGUUGUGGAACGGAUAUUAAAUACUGGAAGUACUUUGUACGGCGGUCGACCCUGGGAUUGGGAAGGAAGGAUCGUUCCGUUAAAAAUAGAACUCAAUGGAGUAUCAGCAGUAGGAAUUGCUAAUCUUUGGUAUACCUAUAAUGGCUUUUGUCCUCUACAAGCUGUACCAAGAGUUCGACAUCUAUUGCCCCCUAAUGUCAAGUUGGACCCACACAUCUACGUUGUUCGAUUUAGUGAGAGAAUCUGUCAGAGUGAAAUGAUUGUCGGUGGGAAAGGAUCUUCUCUAGCUUUAUUAACUACUGUCAACAGUAAAGAAUUCUCUGUGCCACAAGGUUUCUGUCUCACCGUAGCUGCAUUCAAAGCUCAGUUGGAAUCUGUACCGGAGAUCUCUGAAGCUCUGGAUAAUCUGAAGAUUAAUAGCACACAGCAAAAAGAUGAAAGCCUCAAGAAUGCUUGCGAGAAAAUUGUUGCUCUAAUUGAAAAUACUCCAGUUAUUAAAUCAGUAGCUGAUGCUGUACGAAAGGCUGUAAAUGACAUAGAAAUGGUACAGCCAGUAAUUUUGGAUGAACUUAAACGUACUUUGAGAUUCGCAGUAAGAUCAAGUGCUGUUGGUGAAGACAGCGAGGAUACUUCAGCUGCUGGACAGAAUUCCACGUUCUUGGGUAUUCAAGAAAGUGAAAAUGUUUUGAAAGCCGUCGCUAAAUGUUGGGCGAGUGUUUUUGCUUUUCAAAGUGUUGAAUACAGGAGACAACACGGUCUACCAAUUAAAUCAUGUAUGGGAGUCUGUGUUCAGAUUAUGGUGAAUGCAGAGACUGCUGGAGUUAUGUUUACCAAACAUCCAACCACUGGGGACCCACGAAGCAUAGUAAUCACAGCAAACUACGGUCUUGGUGAAACUGUAGUAUCAGCCAUGGUAGAGCCAGAUACAAUUAUCGUUAAUCGAACCUGGGACGACAAGCUAACGAUAAAUGAAAUUACGUUGGGAAAGAAAACAAAAAAAAUAUUGAUGUCUGAUAUCAGUGGUACCAAAGUGGAAGAUAUAUCGGAAACAGAGUCAAAGGAAGUUUGUAUUUCCAAAAAGAUUGCAUUGUGCCUUGCCAAAUUAGGUCUACAACUGGAAGCACUUUUUGGUGCACCAAGGGAUGUCGAAUGGGCCGUUUCUGAAGGAAAAAUCUUUUUGUUACAAGCAAGACCCAUUACUACUCUGGAUGGGUGGUCAGACUUUGAAAUUAUUCAUGAGCUGGACAGUAAUGUUCCUAGUGACAUAGACGUACUGAGUUUUGCCAAUAUUGGAGAAGUUUUACCAGGUGUUACUUCUCCACUGUCAUUAAGUACUAUUUGUAGAAUUCUUAAUGGUUGUGUUGGACAGAAAGCAUUAUGUCAACCAAAUGUCUACUAUGAAUCUACAGUAUGUGUUACUGCAAUGCGAUGUAUCUUUAAUUAUACGAACACAAUGUUGAUUCGACCGGAAAAGACAAUCACAGCGACUAACAAAACUAUAGAUAUCGCAAUAUGUGGAAAAAUCUUAACCACGCCGGAAGUACAUCAAUACGCUGUUGAGAGAAACGGAACUAUAAGUGUCUUUUACCGAAUUUAUAUGAUUUAUAGCUUAGUUUGCGAUAUGUGGCACAUGAAAUCCACGAUGAAGAAGGCUGCAGAGGUUCAUGAAAAAUUCAAUAUUGAUUUUGAUCGUUUCUACACCGCUAUUCAUCUUUAUCAAGAGAUCACUGAUAGUUUUGAAAACCUAUUAAAGGUAGCUUUGUUUCAUAGCGAAAUUUCGGGGGUCGCUGUAUUCUCCCAAAUGUUCCUCAUAUCGAUAUUGAUGGAAGGGCAGGAAGAACUAAAUGACAAUCAUUAUUCAGAUAUAGCUUUACUAUUAAGUACAUCUAGUGACGUAAUAAGCGCACAGGUGCCUAAAAUUUUGAAAGAAAUAGCUGAAUCGAUAAAGGCUUCUGGGAAAGCUGAAGAAUUUAUUAGCAUUCAUGCGUCCCACGGUAGAGAUUGGCUCAAAGUAAAUUGUCCAAGCACUUCGGUCCUGUUUGAGGAUUUCCUCAAGAAACAUGGUCAUAGGUGUGUCAAAGAAUUUGACCUUUUAAUAGAGACCUGGAGUAUGAAGCCAGAAAAAACACUAAUGGCUCUGCAGGCCGUUUUAAAAAUACCUAGCGGUGGUAACGUUCCGGAAGAACUGACACUUGAGGAAACGAUUGAGAAAUUAAAAAGUCCAAAGAAAUCAGCCACCAAGUGGAUUCUAAAGAAAGUAAUUCCUUACUGCAGAAAUAUUGUGAUGUGUAGAGAACAAACAAAAUCCCAUCUGGUGUCCGUAUUGCAUAAAAUCAGAUUAGCUUACUGCAAACUUUCACAACUGAUGACCCAAGAGUGUCUUAUUCCUGAUCGGAAUAUUUUAUUCUUCUUGACUCACCAGGAAAUUGGACGACUCCUUCGAUCUCCUGAUCCUGUUCUAUUGAGAAAAGCUAUUAAAAGAAGAAGACUGUUUCCACAACUUGAAAAACUGUCAUAUCCAGAGACAAUCAUUGGUAUUCCAACUCCUUUACCAGUUAAUUCGAAUCCUGUGAUUCAUGAAGGAGCUGUUAAAGUUAAAGGAACAUCCAUAAGCAAUGGAUCAGUCCUUGGUAGAGCCUGUGUUAUCACAGAUUUAUCAGAAGCUUCUAAUAUAUGUCCAGGAGACAUUUUAAUAACAAGAUCGACUGACAUUGGCUGGAGUCCCUAUUUUCCUUUAAUAGGUGGCGUUGUUACAGAGCUUGGAGGGCUUAUUAGUCACGGAGCAGUAGUCGCCAGGGAAUACGGACUUCCUUGUUUGGUUGGAGCCACUGAGGCUACACAAAUUUUUCACACGGGGGAUACGGUGCUACUAGCUGGGAAUACAGGAAUAUUGCAACUAGUGCAACACGUCUAAUAUUAGGAUUUAUACAGCCAUAUGUUUUAUAUAAUUAAAAUAGAUUUUACGCCCUAUAA
This is a messenger RNA of Cephus cinctus (wheat stem sawfly), 4445 nucleotides long. RefSeq lists its product as uncharacterized. Gene Ontology annotation, biological process: phosphorylation. Lineage: Eukaryota; Metazoa; Arthropoda; Insecta; Hymenoptera; Cephidae. The transcript is spliced from 19 exons. The record is from RefSeq and is a predicted model, not a curated record. Gene Ontology annotation, molecular function: ATP binding; kinase activity. The coding region runs from base 385 to 4386 and encodes 1333 amino acids.